UUGUACUUGGCGCGCGGGCUUUGCAUGGAUCAAGUACGAUGUCAGUCUCCGUACGACUCGUAGUUCGGAUGUGCGUAAUAACUGGUACGGUAACCCGCAGCACCUUACUGGUAGUGCUUGGCAACUGCCUUGCCCAAGGUAGCGUUUCCCUUCCAGGAUCGUGGCCUUGAUAUAUUUUUCUGUGUGACCUUCCUGUGGUAUUCUGCCGACCUAAACAGGGAAUAAGAGAAAAGGAACAGAAGGAAAACCUCGGAUACUGCAGAUCCGAUCAAAUUGCAACCUAACUGGCGCUUUAACAUCAACUCUGUAUCGAAUCGCCUGAACACUGUGAAGUAUAUGUGUAGCGCACUCAACCCAGGAAUGGAAUAUGCGACAGCAGACAACUCUUGCUUUAUGGAGCAAGCAUUUGAAAUGGCACGCAGAGCGCUUGAUCUAGGCGAAACACCCGUAGGCUGCGUUUUAGUGUACAAGAAUAAAAUAGUCGGUCGUGGAAUGAAUGAUACCAACAGAUCCAUGAAUGGAACAAGACACGCUGAAUUUCUUGCUCUCCAAGAAAUUCUUCGCAGUUAUCCAAAAUCGGUACUCCGGUCCACGGACUUGUACGUGACGGUGGAGCCCUGUGUCAUGUGCGCAGCAGCUUUGCGUCAAUAUCAAAUUCGGAGUGUCUACUAUGGCUGUGGCAAUGAGCGAUUUGGAGGAACCGGAAGCAUUUUAUCCUUGCACUCUGAUUCGGCGAUUGACCGGCCCUAUUCUGUUUAUGGCGGGUUGCAGCGGAAGGAGGCUAUCAUGCUACUGAGGCGCUUUUACAUACAAGAAAACGAAAAAGCGCCUAAACCACGACCUAAAAAGAAUCGAGAGCUGAACACCAAAUUCGACGAUGUUGACACUGACCCGCUGAUGGGAGAGACAGAUGGUUGCAAUACCGAUUGGAGUAAGCAACAUCCCUAG
This is a messenger RNA of Aspergillus versicolor CBS 583.65, 948 nucleotides long. RefSeq names its product nucleoside deaminase. Gene Ontology annotation, molecular function: tRNA-specific adenosine-34 deaminase activity; zinc ion binding. The transcript has 5 exons. The record is from RefSeq and is a predicted model, not a curated record. The coding region runs from base 337 to 948 and encodes 203 amino acids. NCBI's taxonomy places the organism in Eukaryota, Fungi, Ascomycota, Eurotiomycetes, Eurotiales, Aspergillaceae. Gene Ontology annotation, cellular component: cytoplasm; nucleus. Gene Ontology annotation, biological process: tRNA wobble adenosine to inosine editing.